This is a messenger RNA of Nilaparvata lugens (brown planthopper), 492 nucleotides long. RefSeq lists its product as uncharacterized. The record is from RefSeq and is a predicted model, not a curated record. Lineage: Eukaryota; Metazoa; Arthropoda; Insecta; Hemiptera; Delphacidae. The coding region runs from base 115 to 453 and encodes 112 amino acids. The transcript is spliced from 3 exons.
AUAAUAUUGAACAUUGGAGAUUCAAAACUCCCAUCCAAGAAUCAAAUACUUGUUGUUCGGACACUUCUAUAAGAUUUUCAUCAGGAUAAAAAGGCAUUGUAAGUGACUGCAGGUAUGAAGUGGUUGAUACUGAAUUCAGCUAUAGUAGCUUUCUAUUUAUGUACAACAUCAAUUGUGGAAGUGAAUACCAAAAAACCAUACAAGAUCAAAAUGCUGGAACUAAAUGGGACUCAAAUCUCCAAUUCUAUUGGUGAUCAGGAUUAUGAACCGGAUCUAGAGGAUAUCAUCGACCGAAUUUUCAGAAGUUACCUCACCAUACUCACGUCGCAGUUCAAAAACAUGCCUUCCAUUGCCGAAAAAGUUUUCCUUUUCGUGUCGGCCAUUUUUGAAUCAUUGAAGACCUAUAUGGAGGGUUACAAAUUCAUGAAAGACCUCCUCAAAAGUCCGUCUUGAAGUUGAAUAAUAUCAGUACUCAAUAAAACAUUUAUUUGA